Symbiodinium pilosum is the source of this 267-nucleotide messenger RNA. NCBI's taxonomy places the organism in Eukaryota, Dinophyceae, Suessiales, Symbiodiniaceae. The record is from the annotation of a GenBank genome assembly.
GCCGAAUCGCCAAUGCAGCCAAUAGCCGUCUGGCGACUGAUUCGUCCCUUCAAGUUAGUGAUGGAGUUGCCCGAACAGGCUUGCAUGCUUCGCAUUCGGUGAUCUUGAAGCGUGCCAACAUCUCAGCAUCCGAGAAAAUGAAGCACAUCAAGGAGGCUAUGACUGGCAAGACCGAUUCCUUCAGCCGGGUUGUCCACAAAACAGCGUAUUAUGGCAACAUCCACAUUGGGUCGCCAGCUCAAACCGUGACCGUGGUGUUUGAUACAG